GUGGUGCACGGGAAGACUCUUCCCGGAAGGGGUCGUUAGCCUUGUUGUACAGUCGUCGUUUUGGCGCCAUCAAGGGCCCAAAGCUUGACAAGCCACAGCAGCUAUAGAUCAGCGUUUUCUUCCAAUCAUUCUUGCUGCAGGAAUUCAGCAUUCAUAGUUGCCUUACAUCCGUUUGAAACCUGACUUCUUACCUUUCUACAGUAACACAGUCGAGAACGACAUAUCAAACCUCUUUUGCAGUUUAAUGGAUGCCCAAAAUGCUGUCGCGGAAAAAGCAGAGUCCGAUGUGGACCUACCGAGAGCGCUCGUUAAGCGAAUCGUAAAGGCGAAGCUUGCAGCGCUGUCUGGCGAUGAAAGCAAAGAGUUUGGGAUUAGCAAGGAUGCUCUUACGGCUCUUUCAGAAAGCACCAAGGUCUUCAUUAGCCUCAUUGCAUCCACAGCAAACGAUAUCUGUCAAGAGAAGCGACGUUCCACGGUCAACGCUGAUGACGUCUUCAACGCGCUCCAGGACCUGGACUUCCAGGAGCUUGUAGCGCCGCUGAGGGAGCAGCUUGAAGUCUUCAAAGAGGCCGUCAAAGAACGCAACAAGAACCGGCCCUCCAAGAAGCGCAAGGGCGCCGCAGAGCCCCCCCGCAGCGCCGCCAAGCAAACCGCGGCAGCAGCAGCGGA
Molecule: messenger RNA, 669 nt
Organism: Astrephomene gubernaculifera
Lineage: Eukaryota; Viridiplantae; Chlorophyta; Chlorophyceae; Chlamydomonadales; Astrephomenaceae
Source: the annotation of a GenBank genome assembly